Messenger RNA from Didymosphaeria variabile, 627 nucleotides. RefSeq lists its product as uncharacterized. The record is from RefSeq and is a predicted model, not a curated record. Gene Ontology annotation, biological process: regulation of lipid metabolic process. The transcript has a single exon. Bases 1 to 627 code for a protein of 208 amino acids. Lineage: Eukaryota; Fungi; Ascomycota; Dothideomycetes; Pleosporales; Didymosphaeriaceae. Gene Ontology annotation, cellular component: mitochondrion.
AUGCCCACGAGCACGAACGGUUUCGCGGUUACUGCGUUAGGUUUGCGCAGGGCCUUCACAGAUUCGACAUGCGCAUGCGACUCGGCCUUCUCCCAAGACCCUGCCGUGAUCGACCGCCAGGUGGAGAAAGAAGUUAAAGCUGCGGAAGCCGCGCGGAAGAGGCUGGAUCAGACACCCACCGUGAAAACAGAGGCGCAGACUGCCGCAGAAGAGGCAAUGACAAAGGAAGAGAAGGAAGCUGCAAGGAAGAAGAUCGAGGCAGAGGCGAAAAGGAAGAUUGAGGCUGCGACUAGACGACGUCCCCUUUCCGAGGCAAAGGCGAUCGAGAUGGGCGCGAAUUUCGUGGCUGAGGCUUUCAUAUUCGCUGUGGGCAUCAGCGUCAUAGUGUUCGAGCAGUGGAGGCAAAGGAGAAAAGCAAGAAACCAGCGCGACGACAUUCGUGAAGACGUAGAAGAGCUGAAGGAGGAGUUCAAGAAUGUAAGGGAAGAAUUGGCCGAGUUAAAAUCCUAUCACCCGGAACCGGCCUCGACCAGUUUGCUGCCCAAGUUUUUGACAGGGAAGAGUGACAGCACAAAGUUGUCUGAAAACCCCCCUGACCAAGACCGAGGAAGACGAAAUAAGACGUAG